This is a messenger RNA of Pseudoliparis swirei, 4320 nucleotides long. It is a transcript of the gene klf7a, whose product is annotated as Kruppel like factor 7a. Gene Ontology annotation, molecular function: DNA-binding transcription factor activity, RNA polymerase II-specific; RNA polymerase II cis-regulatory region sequence-specific DNA binding. The record is from RefSeq and is a predicted model, not a curated record. The coding region runs from base 216 to 1055 and encodes 279 amino acids. The transcript is spliced from 4 exons. NCBI's taxonomy places the organism in Eukaryota, Metazoa, Chordata, Actinopteri, Perciformes, Liparidae. Gene Ontology annotation, biological process: regulation of transcription by RNA polymerase II.
GAGCCUCCAUCAACCCCUGUCUCUUUUACGCACCGAGUCCGAUAAUGCGCGCAGGUACGGGGCCCCUUAUCGCCACAUUUCGAGCCGCCACACUGAGCAAUCCAUCUCCUCUUAUGGACUAAUAUGAAAGAAGUGGAUGCAGAGGUCUGACACAGCCAAGACAGGAGGCAUAUUUCUUGUGCAUCGAUUCUUGUUUUCCACCACCGAGCGCCAGCAUGGAUGUCUUAGCGAACUACAGUAUCUUUCAGGAACUUCAGAUCGUCCACGACACCGGCUACUUCUCCGCCAUGCCUUCGCUGGAGGAAAACUGGCAGCAGACCUGCCUCGAACUGGAGCGCUACCUGCAGACGGAGCCCAAGCGUCUGUCGGAGAUCUUCGACCAGGACCUGGAUGGCCUCCUGACGCCGGCCUACCAGAAGGAGGACGGCGAGGAGGAGCUGACGGACGCCCUGCUGCUCCCCAGCCCGCCCCCCGCCCUCCCGGAGCCCCUGAGCCCGCCUCCGGUCGUCCUCUGCGCGGCGCGGAAGAAUUUGCUUAAGGCCAGCGGGCUGGAGGGCGCAGACCGGAUGGAAGGGGUCCACCAGGCCCAGCUGAGCGCCGUCACCUCCCUGACGCCGCCGUCGUCGCCGGAACUCGGCCGCCACCUGGUCAAGUCCAACCAGACGCUGACGGCGUCGGCGGACGGGACGCUCACCCUGAAGCUGGUGGCCAGGAAGGUGGGGCUGAGGACGAAGGACGAGGAGGACGGGGCGGCGUGCGUUAUCGGCGCGGGGGAGCUGCCGGAGAACAAGAAGAGGAUCCACCGCUGUCAGUUCAACGGCUGCAGGAAGGUGUACACCAAGAGCUCCCACCUGAAGGCCCAUCAGAGGACGCACACGGGUGAGAAGCCGUACAAGUGCUCGUGGGAGGGCUGCGAGUGGCGAUUCGCCCGGAGCGACGAGCUGACGAGGCACUACCGCAAACACACCGGCGCCAAGCCUUUUAAGUGCAACCACUGUGACAGGUGUUUCUCGCGGUCGGAUCACUUGGCGCUACACAUGAAGAGGCACAUCUGAGAGAGGUCAGCGGGAGAAGGGGAUGGAGGCGGAGCGGAGGGACGAGAGGGAGCAUCGUCUGCAGAGAAACGACACCACGGAUGGGAGAGAGAGAAAGAGAGAGAGAGAAAACAGCGGGAAUGGACUCAAAGGAUUGAGAGGGCAGACUUCCUCUCCCUCGAACCUGCCACAGUCUUUUUUUUUCUUCUUUUUUUUUAUCGCCAAAGGGUUUAUCAUUUAAUCCACAGGACGGAAAACGAUUCGUCAACUCUUCCUCCGACCGCUGUCACGUCUGCCAACCGGAUCCAUUUAUAAAUCCUCCCGGUCCGACGCCAUCGGGACGCUUGUUUGAACGGAGCGUUAGAUUGGAUUUCUCCAAGACUGGAGGACGGGGAGUGCAUUGCUCUGACGUGAAGACGGAUCGGGGUCAUCCUGAGGACGAGCUUGCUUUGUGAACAUCAGGAUGAGGCUCGCUGCUCCACUCCGGGGGGAAAGGCCCCGAGAAUGUCAUCUGACACCGAGCGUCUCAAGAGAUGCCGGAUUUCAUUCUUCUUCUUCUCCUCUCCGGCAUCUCGGCUCCUACGAGUUUGUUCGCGAGGGACCCGUGCACAAUUGACUCUUUUCAAUUUUUUCCGUAAAAAACUGAAAUAAAAAAAGCCCCACCUAACAAUUUCGGGGACUCGGUGGGCGUCCACGUGCCGCCGGAGGUGCGGACAGCCACAUGCACAAGUCGGAAAAAGCAGCCCGGCGGACGGAGAUGGCACACCCGGCGCAAACGAGGCCACUCUGUAGGAUAAAGGACGGUAUUGUUUCUCAGAAAUAUCUCCUUUUUGUUGUUGUUCAAAACGGUUUGAAAAGACCAUUUUGGAAACGGAUGCAGCCCAAAACAAACAAGUGUCUACUGUUGAUGCCUGAAAUGAUCUCUUUGGCCUUGGAGAGUGAUUGGCAGCCAACUAGCCACCGGGCUGAGGAGGUGUCUUUUUUUUCUCCUAUCGCACCACCCACUCAGAACUCAUGCAACUCAGCGGCUCUCGGACUUCAUUUCAGAAAAGAAAGACAAAAAAAGGCAGCAUUCAGCUUUCCUAAUCGGACCCUAUGCAUGUCCGAGAGCAUCCUGCUGACUUCCUGACCACACACGUGUGUGUGUGUGUGAAUGCAGAUUGAUGGGCCAGAAGGACACUAACUCAACCAAUUGGGUCAAAUCAAUGUGAAUGUAUCUGUUCGUCUGUACAUGAAAAGACCGUUUGUCUCGAUACGGUAGAUUCCUUUUUCUUAUUUAUUCACAGCAGAUAUGAACGGCUCGGAGGAACUCGCCGGUCACGGCUGGGAGCUUCCGGCAUUUCACUGGUCGCACUGGAACCAGCGGGGAGGUCACGGAGUGCAUGUUUCCGGUGUACCCGGAGGAACGGCCCCCGCUUUGUCAGCAAAUGAUAACUCGCCCCGUCAGCGCAUGAAACUGCAGCGGAGUGAAACGCACACACACACAGACGAGACGCGUGCACAUACGCUCCCAGAAAAAACUGGAAUUAACAUUCGUCCUUGGCGGUCCGACUCUUGUCCGACAGAACGGAGACGCAGCACGUCUAGUUUAGGCUCCGGCGUCUCGUCUUCAAUCCACAAAUGGAUUUUUUUGGGGGGGCGAUCAUCGACUCGAGUGCACAUAAAACAAACCGGCGGCUCGGGCGGAAAAAAUAGUAAGAUUGCCGUCGGAGUCUCGCGACCGCGUUCGUUCUUUAUUUUACGUGCGGCGGGCCGCCUUUUGGCGACGGAGGCGGCAAAUUGAUUUCACUCUGUGUACCAGAGGCGCAUUUCAAUUUCGGGUACGAAUGCAUUCCAGCUCAAUCAUAUCGAGACCUGCUGGUUUACUGUCACACAAACAUUCUUACUGGCCAUCCGGGUGCAACCCACAUCAGUGCUAGCCCAUUCUUUUCUGCGUUUGUGGUCGUUAAUUAAAAAAAAGAAACGUACAAUGAAAUGAAAGUGAGAAAUGGUUUGAGGCGGCAAUGUCUGAGCAGGUUUGUGGUUCUCCGGCUUAGCCCCGCCCCUCCACGUGGACAGAGUCGAUGAAGAAUAAGCAGUUGGAACCCACGGGUUAUUAAAACUGCGUCAUCAAUGGCAGCUCUACUUGUGUGUAACUGAAUGGUUGUGUAUGUGUGGGAAUGUGCAGAACCGGAGUGUGUCGGUUUUCUUUUUUGUGGGUUCAUGUUCGUACCCAUCGUAGACUGGAGCGCCGGAUGCGGUUCUUCGCGGCCAUUUGAGACUUUUAAGGAGGAGAGACCGCGAGACACAUUGGAGGGGGCGGGGACAAUUGCAACAACAACAAAAACAUUUUGUGACUUUCUCAAGCUCAAAGACGGGGAUUUCAAAUGUGAAAUGUGAAUUUCUAGGAGAAUUAAAAAACGACGUUGUCCCCGGAGGGUGCGGUUCAGCUCGGUGUCAUCGCAAUGAAUGAUUGUCAAUUCUGCUGUGCCUGUGUGUUGUCUGUCUGUUUGUAUUUGCACUCUGAAUUUUCUGGAAAGAUCACUUGCAUAUCUGAUGUUUUCUGUCCGCCUGUACACACACACACACACACACACACACACAAACUAUGGUUAGAAAACACUGGUCGAUAAGUCUGUAUAGUAGCCGGUUUUUUUUAAGCACAUGUACACACUCUCGGAUUCACACACCAAACAACAUGCAUGAACACAUCCUGAACACACAGAUUCAAACACACACGUGCACACACACACACACACACACACUCUGUCCUUCUAAUGUGUAUUUUACCAUUCCUCAUGCCACCUUGUGGGAGUCAGAGAUCUAGACUGCAGCUUUUGCUCUCAGCGGAGGAGGGGAGGGGGGGGGACAUUGUUAUGUGUGACACCACCUCCGUUUCCACCAGGUCUGAAUUUCGAAUCAAACACCCUUUUUCUACCAGCAUCCCCCCCCCCCCCCCCCCCCGACCUCCUUCCAUCUCCUCAGAUACGACCCCUUUCAACUCCUGUCCUCAGUCCGACUCCCCCCUCCCGCCCCCUCCACCUUUUUACCUCCGUUGUCUUUCUCCUUCUUUUUUUUUUCCGCGCUGUACAAAGUGUUUAAAAUUUUAUCAUUUGUAUAUUAUGAUGUAUGGGGUACGAUGAUGUUCUUUAUUAUGGGGAAAAAUGAGAAAGAUUUAUUUUUGUUACCGGUUUGUUUCAUAAUUCCUUUUUUGAAAUUGGUAUUGUAAUAUCUCUAUGCAAGGAACUGUUUCGGUGAAUCGUUUUUAUUUAAGAAUGUAAUUACGUGUAAUAAAUGGUAGAAGCAG